CUGAGAUAAUCAAAUUGUUCUUUUCGCAUUCGAACAAAAAAAUGGACCACCCAACCGUUCAGUUUCAGCCAUUCGAUCGAAUCAAAGUGACUAACACAUCGUGAUAAUAGUAAGACUGUAAGAGACAAGUGUAUCUGUCUUACAGUUUACACAAGUCGCUAGGUUUCUUUCCCCAAGAAGAUAUUGAAAUGUUUUCAUGUUGUCUUCCCGCAUAAAUACUAUACAGAUCUUCAUGUUCGUUGACAAGCGUUGAGAAAAAAAAACAUGGACGUUAAAGGAGAUGACGAGUCUCCAGUUAUGAGACCAACCGAACUUCAUGAUUCAGUUUCUGCAAGAACAGGAACAUUGUGGACGGCGGUGGCACAUAUAAUAACAGGAGUAAUUGGAGCAGGAGUGUUGUCGUUUGCUUGGGCUACGGCGGAGCUCGGCUGGAUCGGUGGUCCGGCCGCCGUUAUAAUCUUCGCCGGAGUCACAGUUCUCUCUGUUUCUCUCCUUUCCGAUUGCUACCGUUUCCCUGAUCCGGUCGACGGUCCCCUCCGGCUUAAUUCUUACUCUCAAGCCGUUAAAUUGUAUUUAGGGAAGAAGAAUCAGAUCGUAUGUGGGGUCUUUGUAUACAUUAGCCUUAUUGGUUGUGGCGUUGCUUAUACCAUUGUCACAGCUACUUGCAUUAGAGCAAUUCUGAGAUCGGAUUGUUAUCAUAGAAAAGGACGCAAUGCAACAUGUUCUUAUGGAGACAAUAACAACUACUUCAUGGUUUUGUUUGGUUUGAUACAGAUAUUUAUGUCACAAAUACCGAAUUUCCACAAAAUGGUAUGGCUCUCUCUUGUCGCUGCCACAAUGUCUUUCUCUUACUCCUUCAUUGGCCUCGGCCUCGCCUUUGGCCAAGUCAUAGAAAACCGAAAAGUUAAAGGAAGUGUAAGGGGAUGCCCAGCAGAAAGCAGAGGUGCGAAAGUAUGGUUAGUGUUCCAAGCUCUUGGGAACAUUGCCUUUGCUUAUCCUUACACACCCAUACUUCUUGAGAUUCAGGACACACUGAGAUCGCCACCGGCAGAAAAGGAAACGAUGAAGAAAGCGUCGAUGGCUGCCAUAAUCAUCACAACAUUCUUCUACCUUUGUUGUGGAUGUUUCGGGUAUGCAGCAUUUGGCGAUGCCACUCCGGGAAAUCUCUUGACCGGUUUCGGAUUCUAUGAGCCAUUCUGGCUCGUCGAUUUCGCCAACGCUUGCAUUGUUCUUCAUUUAGUUGGUGGAUAUCAGGUCUAUAGUCAACCGAUUUACGCGGCUAUGGAGAGAUGGCUAACCGAGAAAUACCCACAAAACAUGUUCAUCGCCAAAUUCUACGGUUUCAAGCCGCUAUUGUUACGAGGACGGGCGGUGAAACUGAAUCCAAUGAGGAUGUGUGUGAGGACAACGUAUGUGGUGAUCAUAACUGGAGUGGCAAUGUUGUUUCCAUUCUUCAAUGAAGUACUUGGAGUGUUGGGGGCUCUUGGGUUUUGGCCUUUGGCUGUGUAUUUCCCUGUGGAGAUGUGUAUAUUGCAGAAGAAGAUUCGAGUUUGGACGCGACCAUGGCUUCUUCUUAGGGCUUUCAGCUUCGUUUGCUUGCUCGUCUCUCUCUUGGCUCUUGUUGGGUCUAUUUAUGGAGUUGUCGCAGCCAAACUCCGAUAAUUCUAUUUCUAGAAUUAUUAUACCAGCUAGCCAGGUUUUAAUAGUACAAAUAAAAACUGUCUAUAUACUCUCGACCUAAUUUUCCACAGUAACAGCUAAUUAUGUAUUUCUAAAUUUAUGAUAGAAGCAUAUUAACAUAUAAGGUUUGUUGAAACUGAAGAGGAUUUUUUGUUUCCUUUGUUGCUAUUUUUUGUUUUUGUCCUAGUCCCAAACCUAUAAGGUUUGUUGUGACUUUUUUAAAUUUAAACCCUCGAAGUGUUGCACUACUAAAAAAGUAAGUUAAAAUAUGAUGGUUCACAUUCCUUACCUCACAAGAUUCUCUCUCUCUUUUUUUUUUAAUGUCCACUUUCUCUCUCGCUGUCUCCUAAACGCUUUCGAAUCUUUUCGUGUUUGAUUUCUCAUCGGGAGUAUGCAACAGCAGGCGCCGAUGAGAAACUCGCCGUCGAAGAAUGGGUCGGGGGGGCAUUCUCGUAGUUUCACUGAAACAAUCUGGUUUCCCUAUGUCAAGUCCGGUUUGGGAAUAUCUCCCAACAGAUCCUAUGCCCUCUUCUCCCUCUUAAUCCUCCUCAUCGUCGGCGCGUUCAUAUCCACGCGCCUCCUCCUCGACACCACCGUUCUGAUAGAAAAAGAAGCCGUGACGACGACAGCGACGACGAAAACUAAAAUUCAAACGAUAUCCCCAAAAUACCCUCCACCAGCUACAGUAAUUACACAAAACACACCCGAGUUCACAUUGCACUGCUCCGGCAACGAGACCACCGGGACAUGCCCGAUUAACAAUUACCCGACGACGGUGAGCUUCGGAGAAGAUGAUUCAAAGCAUCCCCCUACCGCCACGUGUCCCGAUUACUUCCGCUGGAUCCACGAGGACCUCCGUCCCUGGGCCAAGACUGGGAUCACGAGGGAGGCAUUGGAGAGCGCCAAGAAGACGGCGAAUUUCCGGCUAGCGAUCGUUGGCGGGAAGGUUUACGUUGAGAAAUUUCAAGACGCGUUUCAGACGAGAGAUGUGUUCACAAUCUGGGGAUUCUUACAGCUUCUACGGAAGUACCCUGGGAAGAUUCCGGAUCUCGAGCUCAUGUUCGACUGCGUCGACUGGCCGGUCGUUAAGGCCGCGAAUUUCGCCGGAGUUGACGCGCCGCCGCCUCCGCCGCUGUUUCGUUACUGCGGAAACGAGGAGACGCUCGAUAUCGUGUUCCCUGAUUGGUCAUUCUGGGGAUGGUCGGAGGUGAAUAUAAAGCCAUGGGAGAGCCUGUUGAAGGACUUAAGAGAAGGCAACCAGAGGAACAAUUGGAUAGACAGAGAGCCUUAUGCUUAUUGGAAAGGGAAUCCAUUGGUCGCAGAGACAAGACAAGAUCUUAUGAAAUGUAAUGUCUCUGAGGAACACGAGUGGAACGCUCGUUUGUAUGCUCAGGACUGGAUCCGAGAAUCAAAGGAAGGCUACAAGCAAUCAGACUUGGCUAGCCAAUGCCAUCACAGGUAUAAGAUAUACAUAGAAGGCUCUGCGUGGUCCGUAAGUGAGAAGUACAUUUUGGCGUGUGACUCGGUGACUCUGCUUGUGAAACCGCAUUACUAUGAUUUCUUCACCCGAGGCCUGCUUCCCGCGCACCAUUAUUGGCCCGUUAGAGAACAUGACAAGUGCCGCUCCAUUAAGUUCGCUGUUCAUUGGGGCAACUCUCACAGUCAAAAGGCAAAGGAUAUUGGAAAGACGGCGAGCGAAUUCAUACAACAAGAACUCAAGAUGGACUACGUGUAUGAUUACAUGUACCACCUUUUAAACGAAUACUCGAAACUCCUCCGGUUUAAACCCGAGAUUCCGCAGAAUGCCAAGGAGAUCUGCUCGGAAACAAUGGCGUGCCCGAGGAGCGGGAACGAGCGGAAGUUCAUGACUGAAUCACUCGUGAAGCACCCUGCAGAGACCGGUCCAUGUGCCAUGCCACCUCCGUAUGAUCCGGCGUCAUUUUAUGCGGUUGUGAAGAGGAAACAGAGUACAACUAUGAGAAUCCAACAGUGGGAGAUGAAGUACUGGAGCAAGCAGAAUCAAACCGGCUCUUGAAUUUUUUAGCUCCAUUUCCGUUUUUGUUGUAUAGAGAGGAAAUAAAUUAUAUACAAGAAUAAACCGGUUUCUACUUGUUUUAAAAUCCGGUUUAUUCUAAUUGUAGAGUAUUAAGUUAUUUAAGUUAUAUGCUUCGGAUUUAAGUUAUUUAACACGAAAAUCAAAAUGAAUAGUUUUCAUACAAUUUUCUAUAUUUACUAAGAUGCUAUUAGCUGUUGUAGUUUCUUAAUUA
Thlaspi arvense is the source of this 3947-nucleotide messenger RNA. The record is from the annotation of a GenBank genome assembly. Lineage: Eukaryota; Viridiplantae; Streptophyta; Magnoliopsida; Brassicales; Brassicaceae.